AUGCCUGGUCGAACCAAGAAAGACGAGCCAGCCGCUCAAGAUACAAACAUGGAGGACGCCCCGCCCUCAGCACAGCCAGAGGCAGAAGAAGUAGAUAACGAGGACCAGGAGGAAGCUCCAGAGGAAGAGGAGAUUGAGCCCCAGCGAGUCAGAAUUCUCCCGGGAUCUACAGACACUGCUGCCUCAUUUGAGUUUGUCGAUGAGGGACACACAGUCGGCAAUGCGCUGAGAUACAUCAUCAUGAAGAACCCCGAUGUCGAGUUUUGCGCAUACUCUAUCCCUCACCCUUCUGAGCCCAAGAUGAACCUGCGAAUACAGACCUACGACGGCCUUGCCGUGGAUGCAUUGAAGAAGGGCCUGGCUGACUUACAGGACAUCUGCGACGUUGUCACUGAUGAGUUCACCACCAAGAAAGAUCAGUUCAAUGCAGAGCAUGGGAUUGUUCGGUAA
This is a messenger RNA of Clonostachys byssicola, 450 nucleotides long. The record is from the annotation of a GenBank genome assembly. Lineage: Eukaryota; Fungi; Ascomycota; Sordariomycetes; Hypocreales; Bionectriaceae.